GGCUUUAAUUUGAAUUGUUAGGGGGACAAAAACGUAAACAGGAGCGUUAGAUCCACGACUCCUCAGCGCAGGAUGCUGACACAAACACGUUGCCUUGGCUCUCCUACAACGCGGGGUGACUCAAGCAGCAGACAUAGAUGUUCUCGUUAAGAGGAGAGACUGACGCUCCUAUUCCCGCGACAUCAUCAUCCCACUCGAGUGGAGCUCCACGGUGUGCGGUGUGAUGCUCAGUCCUGCACAGUAGCAGCUACAGGAGGCGUGCUUGUUCCUGCCACGGGAGCCCACAGGAGGAGGAGGAGGAGGAGGAGGUCCACUGGAGCAGAGGCCAGCAGGUUUUAACCGGGCAUUUGACACACGGUGAAAGCGGGCGCAGUUUUUUUUCCUUUUUUUUGGAGGGGGGGUAGCUUUGCCCCCCCGCCUCUACCCGAGCGAUGGCAGCCACGGAUCGAUCAGCGGGAGCGCGUUGAGGCUCUGAGUGAUGCAGUCUCUGUUCGGCGGAGGGGAGCUGGGGCUGCUGGGAGGCGGCGGCGACACAGGGGGCCUGAAGGAGGAUGGCUGCGGCAGCGUGGCGUGGAACUCCUCCGCCCUGCCCCCCGACGACGUCUACUCAGCCUCCCACUUUGCCCUCAUCACCGCCUACCAGGACAUCAAGACGAGGCUGGCCUGUCUGGAGCGGGAGAACACCAGUAUCAAGAGGAAGCUCAAGAUGUAUGAGAUCAAGUUCCCAAUGAUCAGCGAGUUUGGCGAGAACACAAACUCCUACUGCUCCUUUGAGAGCAAAGAGACGGCGCUGCUGCACUCAGAAAAUGACAACCUGCAGCAGAGAGUCAACAUCCUGACCCACGAGCUCCAGAAGAGAAAGGAGCGAGAGGAGCAGCUGGAGGAUGUGAUCCAGGCCUACGAGAAGAUUCACAUGGAGAAGAGCAACCUCCAGAGGGACCUGGACAAGAUGACCAGCCUGGUGGAGAAGCAUGUCGAGCGGAUCCUGGGCCUGGAGUCAGCUCUGAGGCAGAGGGACAACAACCUGCAGAAGCUCAACAUGCAGCUGCACAGCAAAGACAUGCAGUAUCUGCAGCUGCACGCCGGCCCGGACGCACACAUGCUGGACUGCCCAGCCUUGACCCUUCAGAGCUCCCGCAGCCUGGACGCCCUGUCCGACCUGAAGCUGCAGCAGCUGGAGGCGGAGCUGGAGGGGGCCCGGCACGAGGCCCAGGGGGCAUGUCAGCGGGAAGAGGAGCUCAAGGGGGAGUGUGAGAGGCUGAAGGACGAGAUGAGGAAGCUGCAGAACAGCCAGAGGGACAGGGAAAUGACUUCUCCGUGCAAGCAGUGUGAUGUGGAGUGGAUAAAGAAGGUGGGAGAUGAGCAGGUGAAUCUGGCUCUGGCCUACACAGAGUUAACAGAGGAGCUGGGACGCCUGCAGACCCUGAGCUCCAAGCAGACGGAGAUCCUGAGGAAAGCGUCACAGGAGCAGGCUAGUCCAGUCCAGCGUCACUCGCCCAUCCACCACCAGCGCCACUCUCCAGUAUCUCAGCGCCACUCACCCAUCUCACAGCGCCAUUCUCCAGUCCCUCCGCCGCACCACUCCCCGAUCCAGCAGAGACGUUCCCCAGUGCUGCAGCGCCUCUCCCCAGACAUGCACCGCCGCUCCCCCCUGCUGGACGUCAACGACGGCCCGGCGUCCUACUCCUGCCGGCCACCCAGUCAGCACCUGAGGGCCAGCUUCCAGGGUCGUCGCAGCUACUCCGAGGUCACGGACCCCUCGGCCUACCAGUGCCCGCCCCGCUUCUCCCUGGACCCCGUCUCCACCCUGCCAAAGCCCCGGCCCUACACUGAAGGUUACCCAAAACAACAGCCCCAACAUGUGGGCUCCCCUCACGGUGGACUGCAGCACAGAGGCUCCCCAUCUCCUCAUCAGGGUGGUGCAGGAGGAGGAGACAGCGAGAGCUCCAUGCGCCACUCGAGAGAGAUGCCGUUCCCACUGUCCGAGGUGGCUCACCUCCAUUUUGAGCCCCCUCCUCCUUCCACACCGGCCCCCCAUCCGCCACAGUCCUCUGAAGAUGAGGAGGAGUGGACCUGCCCGCAUCCCAUCAGCCCGCCGAGAACGCUGGGCGUGCUCUCUGCCGCCGUGCCCAGCGGCGUCAUGAGGGGCCCAGCAUCGUGCUCAGCCUUCCCCAUCCCUCAGAGGCCUAACACCCUCAGCUGCCACCCGCAGCCGGGGUACAUGUCAGCAGAGCACGCUCAGUCCUGGCCUUCUAUCAAUCUCUGGAUGGAGACCGAGGAGAGUGACAUGCGAAGCUGCCCUCUGUGCCAGCUCAUCUUCCCUGUCGGGUACCCUGACGACGCCCUCAUCAAGCACAUCGACUCCCACCUGGAGAACAGCAAGAUCUGACUGCCACGACUGCUCUCUUCCUACGGGUUACGUACGAGACUGGCAGACCCGGCCGAAUGGAAAGUCAAACUUAGAAUCCCAGGCGAUCCAUUUUACUGGUGCAAAACCAGUUAGCUAUGUGUGAUAAUCUAGAGGUAGGGAUGCAACAUGGGCGCGGGGAUCUGUUGUAUUUGGGGAGUAUUUAAACACAGGUCUGUGACGGAUCUGUGAGUCCACAUGCAGUGAGUCCCUCGCUGAUCGCUCCUUGAGACAGCGCUGCCUGUAUAAUCAGCGGCUCUGGUUGCUGCCGUUUUGUUGUGAGUCCUGUUGUGUGGUUUCAGACAGUUUGAGGUGUCGUGUUGUUUUUUUUAUUUUGCUUCACAGCUUCACACACACUUUGAUUUAGCAACGUAAGCCAAAGACGAGGUAUGAGGGGGCAGGAUGGAAGGCUCAGGAAGCGCUGCAUGUCAGGAAGUUAGUUUUGGUGUUCAUCAGUACGAAGAUCUGAGGCGUCUAUUUUCAAACUAUUCUCACCACUCAGCUUUAAACACCGUAGACCUGUUUGGACAGUUUCUCUCGCACACAUAGGACAGUUUAUUUCGUACAGGAUUCUGUGCAUUAAGCGCCAAGGAGAAGUGAUCUGGUAGAAGCUGGCUUACCAAAACGAUGUGACAGAUUUACAAAGUCAUGUGGGGUGAUGAUUAGUCAUUUGAUUGAUUGAUUUGACAAGAUUUUAAGUGUUUUAGGAUUAACUCUGACUGACUGUCUGCCAAUCAGGGCUUGAUGCCAGCUCACUUUCGCUUCUCGAAAAGGAGGAAGUUUGUUUCUGUGGCAGUUAAAGUGUAAAACAUUCCAGUCUCACUUUUCAUCUACCGAUAAAAGCUGGGGAAUAUGAAUAUGAAAGUAUGUUUGAAUAUAGGUGGUUUUACCCAAGCGGAGUUAUGAUGAUGCCCUGCAGGGUGGGGCACUGAUGUGUCUUAUUUAUAAGCGGAAGGACAUUUUUUUCUGUCAGAAUAUACCUUUAUGCUUGCGGCCUGUUCAAAAAAAAAAAAAUCAGUAUCUCAAAAAGUAUCUUAGCACUUUAAGUUAGCAUAGCCUAUACAAUGUACCUGUUCUCAGUCCCCAUAUAUAUUUUCCAUGUAUAAUUUAAUAUUUAUAUUGUCAAUCUUUAAGGCAAAAAAAAAAAGAAGAUAUAUUUUUGCAAAUGUUAAUGCACCACAUGUCUCAUGUCGGUGUCUCUCCCAUGUGCUCACACACUGCUGUAAAUAGAGAAGUCAAAGAUCAAAAUCUCACAUCACGGGAUUCCUGUGCAAAGACUUUAAAAUUAGCAACUGGGAUUCUCAUCGGUCUUCCUAAAGAGCUGACCUUCAAAACAGUUUGAUGUCACAACUGCCCAGACCACCCAACAAAAAAGAAAAGAAAAUAACGCAGGAACACACAGCGGCUGCAUGAGAUCAGGACGUGCGACCUGCCCUGAGGAGAAAGUGGCAGGCUUUUUAGUGUACUGUAUUUCUAUCAGAAACAUCAUCUCCAGUCAGCAAAGUUGUCUCUGCAGGGUUUCAGCAAUGCCAAUACUCUUCUUUUUGAUACAUGGGCUUAGUUUUUAAUCACAAGUGGAAUCUUAACUUCAGAUCUGCUUGUGGGACUCGAACUUCUUUUUGAGAAAAAAAAAAACAACAAAAAACCAAGUUACACUGAUGUCAGCUAACCUGAGGCGUUCAGUUACAUGUGCAGUCGCUAACGUGGGGAUGUCCCUACUCUCGCACCCCUGCAUUUAAACUGGUUUGAAGUUACUGAUGAGCACACAGGACACUGACUGUGGCAGCAGGAUGAUGUAGGACAAAUUUCUGACAAAAGUCCUAGCAUUGGCUAACUUCUGCCCACCUGAAGUACCCUUGAGCAACACGCUGAAGCUCUACCAGCUCUGGAGGAUUCGUUCCAGGCUACGACUUUCCUAUGAAGGUUUAGAGAAAAGAGAAUUUUUUUAAUAAGGGAGUCAAGGAUUAUCAGAUUAAAGGAGGACUCUGGUUUAUUACCUUUUAUUGUAGUGGGUUUGGUUUCGAUAACACUGUGCUCACCUAGCAAACUGCUAAAAUCUGGGAAAGCAGCAACACCUUUAAAAAAAAUUUAAAUAAAAUAAAGUGCUGUUGUUAGCCAGCCAGAUGAGCUCCUGUCAGUGAGAAAAGUUUGUCUCUAUUUUUUUCCAUUUUAUUCAAUGAAACAUUACUGAAGAUGGGACAUAAAGCUCUCAAAGCUCAUUAGCUUAGCUUUGUCACUGAUAGAGUUCACAGUUUAUUUUUAAAAAAACAAAAUAUUUGUACCAUAAUUUGUCUAAUAAUUACUUUCUUGUAGAACAGUUUUUGUCCUGCAAUAGAGGCAGUUAAAUAAAACUGGACAGUACAGCUCAGCUGAGAAGCUACGAUAGCUUCCUCCAUCUUGAAUUCUCUGGCUUUCUUUUUCCCUCAGAGAUCAGCGUGGGUCAAAGUUCUCCCAAGUAAAAUUUACUUGGAUUUUUACUCGAAAUUUAUUUGAAUUUAGAUUUAGUUUUUGCAAUCACUGUUGAGACUGAACAGUCCUCAAAAUGAACUUUAUCCAUUUUUAGGUCAAGACAAAAAAACAAAACAAAACAAAAAGUGAAUCUAGAGUUUAUAGUGGAGGCGCUUUGCCUUUCCUGAAAUAAAGUCAGAGGAAGUGAUGGCACCUUUAUGCAGAGCAGAGGUCACAUGCUCAAGGGGUAAAUAGUAAAUAAACUGGUUUCAGUUGAACAGUUGAUCAUGUGUCAGGAUUUGUUUGAUCAGUGGAUGACACUGAUUGAUUUAUCACAUUUUGGCAUCAGUUAAUCAGAGAGCUCAAUGACUAAACUCACUGAAGUCGGAAGCUUUGUGUCGUUAUGUUGUUUGCAUCGAUGGCAUCUUGAUCAGCCAGAGAAUUUAUUUAAACCAGACCUCUGCCUCAUCCUGUGGCUGAAAUCAGAAAGAAAAAGAAAUCAGAUUGUGGGGGUGCACCUGCCACCUCCACAAUCCACUUCCUGUGGGGAAACCCUGAAAACAAUUCAGAAUUUCAUCAGAAAAAGGCUGACAUUCAAAGCUGAAAAAUGAACAAUUCCAUACGUAAGAAAUUAGACUUUCUAACCUCCCACCACAUUAAUCAUCUUCAUGACCCCUUGUGGUGGCCAUCUGCUGCCAUUCCUCCCCGUCACACUUGUUUUUGGCAGUUUUGUCACACUCAAAAGUUUUUAGCAGUUUUCUUGGUAAUUGCAGUGUUAACUGAAAAAACGGACUCUAAAUAAACUGGAAUUGUCCUUUAAGGAACUACAUCCUGAGGUGUACAGUGAGGCAGUACUGAGAUAACUGACCAUGAAAAAAUCGAAGAGGGCUUUAAUGACUCCAAAUUAUUCUAUACUGUAUGUAUUUUCCUGUAUCACUUUGUGUAAAAAUAUUUAAAGUUGUGUACAGACAGGUAUUUUGCAAGUGUGUACGGCUAAUGCAACAUGUACUCUAUUAUUCAACAACUUCAAAUUGGAGUGUCUGUAAAGCAGUUUGUAUAAUCCACCACCACACUAAGUAUGAAUUAUAUGCGAGUUAUAUACAAGUACUACCCGACACCUUUCCUCUUUUACUCACUACGCAGUAGUACGUCCUCUAGUCAACUAAUAUCCAGCUACAAAUCAGUUUUAAGCUGUGGGAUGUGAGCACUUUGAAGCUUUGUCACAUACUACAUCAUAUGAUCGGGACUGACUACACAACCAAAUACGAAUGUUUGUCUCAAGGUUUCAGUUGUCAUCAUACAGCAGAGAAAGAAAGAAGCAAAACGAUGGAAAUGUGCACAGUUGUCCGUCUUCACCGAUGGUGGCUGCAUGUUUCAUCGUGGCGCACUCAUUCGCCAUCGACAAACUGAAAACCACAUGAGGCUUCAGCUGCAUUUAGGUUAACUUAAUCAGAGAAACUAGUUUGGCUUUUAAGCAAUGACAACAAAUCACUUCCUGUGUUUUGAAAAACGGACGACAUGCUGGCGGGUUUCUUGUUCGUGUCAGAGUGUGAGAAGAUGCUGCACUGUGGCUGGUGGUGCUGGGAUGUCGUUUUUGCAACCACAACCUGUUGGGCAGCAGCAGCACCAGCAGCAGCAGCAGAGCGAUCAUGUCCCACUUGACCUCACAGCGCACACACACACACACACACUUUUACUCUGCAACACAUCCGCACACACACACACACACAAGCUGUGCUGAGGUCCGUCACAUUAAGACUACAGGUUCAGGUUCAAGUUCUCUAUCCUUUAGCUUUUGUCACCCUUAAAAUCUAAAAACCAUCUCAUCUGUUUUUCUUCUCUUUCUUGUGUGUCCUGACAGCAAACUGACUCCUUGGUUUACUCAGGUGCUUAGCAGAGAGACAAAUCCAGCGUUAGAUUAAAAUGAAACAUCUCUUUAAGCUGUCAUAAUAUCCCUCAGAGGAACUCAGGAGACAAACGAAUAGGUCCGACAGAAACGGUCUGACUUGUCCUUCUCGUCUUGCUCGGCGCCCAGGGAGACCUCAGCACUAAUGAGAAGUAACGGCUACUCUGCAGGGUUCGAGUGGUGGAACAACACUGCUGCCAUUCAUGGACUUUUACGAGUGUGAUAAGCAAACAGAAAGCAACAGCAGAGGUAUUCAAAGAGUCACUUUUUCUCUCUCUUUCUCUAAUAUUUCUCUGUAAAUACUCCUAAAAAUAAACUGGAACUUGAGCUGAAA
This is a messenger RNA of Scatophagus argus, 7095 nucleotides long. RefSeq names its product TBK1 binding protein 1 (gene tbkbp1). The record is from RefSeq and is a predicted model, not a curated record. The transcript has 10 exons. NCBI's taxonomy places the organism in Eukaryota, Metazoa, Chordata, Actinopteri, Scatophagidae. Bases 479 to 2389 code for a protein of 636 amino acids. Gene Ontology annotation, biological process: canonical NF-kappaB signal transduction. Gene Ontology annotation, cellular component: cytoplasm.